This is a messenger RNA of Anopheles nili, 1081 nucleotides long. Its product is annotated as serine protease SP24D-like. The transcript has 3 exons. The record is from RefSeq and is a predicted model, not a curated record. Lineage: Eukaryota; Metazoa; Arthropoda; Insecta; Diptera; Culicidae. Gene Ontology annotation, biological process: proteolysis. Gene Ontology annotation, molecular function: serine-type endopeptidase activity. Bases 17 to 841 code for a protein of 274 amino acids.
UGUAUCGCGAUCAAAAAUGGCGACCAACAAUGGUGCAGUACGUGCGUUGGGGAUAGGUUUGCUCCUGAGCGUGUGUCUUUUCGUCGCCACUGAAGCGGUAUGGUUUCAUUUGAACGACCAAAACCAUCCUUCAGUUUCAUGGGUCGCACGCCCCUUAUACAAGGGAGCCCGUAUCGUCGGUGGAUCGGUGGCAAAGGAUGGUCAAUUUCCUUACCAAGUGGCGGUGCUACGAUCGAACACCUUGACAUGCGGAGGUUCCCUCAUCGAUAGCCGAUGGGUACUGACGGCAGCCCACUGUGUGUACAGCAACGGGAACCUAAUUUCAGCAUCUGAUAUCACGGUGAUAGCGGGCUCGAUCACCUUGACUAGUGGCAUCCGACGAGCCGUUUCGAGAGUGAUCCCCCAUGAGCGAUAUGGAAACUUCCGGAAUGACGUUGCGUUGCUACAACUAAGCCAGGCAGUGCCUACCUCGGCAUCCAUCAAACCGAUCGCGUUACGGACGAGCAGCGUUCCGGCGGGCAGUGAAGUCAUCAUUUCAGGCUGGGGACGCAUCUACCAGGGUGGUCCAGUGUCGAACGUGUUGCGAUACAACAGAGUGAGCGCACUUGGAGACCCACAGUGUCGAGCGAUGACUGGCAUCUCUACUGGGUUGAUUUGCUUUUCUUCGCCAGUGAAUAAUGGUGCUUGCAAUGGAGACUCGGGAGGACCGGCUGUGCUGAACAACCAGCUGGUCGGGGUGGCAAACUUCAUCAUGAAUUACUGCGGAUCUAGCAGCCCGGACGGAUACGCGAAGGUGUCCGACUUUGUGCCCUGGAUUCAGGCUGCAAUGCGGCGAUUCUAGUGCUAAAAAAAGUGGAAACCUUGGUGUGGAAGUGGGCAAAAAAUCGCCACGCGAAUGAGCGAUGUUUGUGCACCUGUCGGAGAGGAUUUGUUUGAGAAACUGGAACGACACCUGCGCAGGACGAUAGGUGACAUGUGGAUACUGAUCCAGGAGAAGUGUGAAGUCUGAUAUUUUACAACCCAUGCUGUGACGAAGGUCUACAAAUAAAUGAAGUUGUGACGCUAGUGUUCUUUGCAAGGA